AGGUUCCUUAGGGAGCCAGGAUAGAGCUCACCAGCCCCCAACUUCACAAUAUUUGAUUAGGAAUUUGGGGGCGGGACCCCUGGCUGGCACUCACACACACACACACACUCACACAUUUGCCAAUCCACAGGAGACUAGACGGAGAAACGUGGUCGCUUUCUAAGAGAGACGACUCUUUGGGUACCAGAGACAAAAUGCAGUGGGUGUCCCUACUGCUUCUGGCUGGGCUUUGCUCCAUUUCCUGGGCCCAGUAUGAAGAUGACACCCAUUGGUGGUUUCAGUAUCUCCGAAGCCAGCAGUCAACAUAUUAUGAUCCCUAUGACCCCUAUGAGCCUUACGAGCCCUAUCCCUACGGAGUGGAAGAAGGUCCUGCCUAUGCCUACGGCAACCCUCCUCCCCCAGAACCCCGAGAUUGCCCCCAAGAAUGUGACUGCCCUCCGAAUUUCCCCACUGCUAUGUAUUGUGACAACCGAAACCUCAAGUACCUGCCUUUUGUCCCUUCUCGAAUGAAGUACGUCUAUUUCCAGAACAACCAGAUUUCGGCGAUUCAGGAGGCUGUCUUUGACAAUGCCACCGGACUCCUCUGGAUCGCCCUCCACGGCAACCAGAUCACCAGCGACAAGGUGGGCAGAAAGGUCUUCUCCAAGCUGAAGCACCUGGAGAGGCUGUACCUGGACCACAACAACCUGACCCGGAUGCCUGGCCCCCUUCCCCGAUCCCUGAGAGAGCUCCAUCUCGAUCACAACCAAAUCUCCCGAGUCCCCAACAACGCUCUGGAGGGGCUGGAGAACUUGACCGCCCUGUACCUUCAGCACAACGAGAUCCAAGAAGUGGGGACCGCCAUGAGGGGCCUCCGGUCUCUGAUCAUGCUGGAUCUGAGCUAUAACCACCUCCGGAGGCUCCCAGACGGACUGCCCGCAGCCCUCGAGCAGCUCUACCUGGAGCACAACAAUGUCUAUACGGUCCCAGACAGUUAUUUCCGGGGAUCACCCAAGCUGCUGUAUGUGCGACUGUCUCACAACAGCCUUACCAACAACGGACUGUCCACCAACACCUUCAACGCCAGCAGCAUCCUUGAGCUCGACCUCUCCUUCAACCAGCUGCAGAAGAUACCACCCGUCAACACCAACCUGGAGAAUCUUUAUCUCCAAGGAAAUCGGAUCAAUGAGUUCUCCAUCAGUAGCUUCUGCACUGUGGUUGACGUCAUGAACUUCUCCAAGCUCCAGGUGCUGAGACUGGAUGGGAAUGAGAUCCAGCGCAGUGCCGUCCCUGUGGAUGCUCCCCUCUGCCUUCGCCUGGCCAGCCUCAUUGAGAUCUGAUCUGGCUCCUUCACUGGGCCCCAAGUGGAGGGGGAAGUGGCCCAGGGGAGCGGGGUUCUGAUCAAAGAUGGCAGCAAUUGCUUACUGCCCCUUGUGUCUGGCUUGAUGGUUCAGUUUGGCUUUUGCUGGAAGAUCUGGGACUGCCCCAUGUAAGUGUGAGGGUCAUAUCUAUGUUUACCAACAUAAACAGAGGCAUCACUAACUAGCAAUCAGCCUCUAUGAUAUAAUGCCAGUCACACUUGUCAAAUGCUGGCUGGCCACCCUCAUCAUACCCACAUGGUGUGUGUGUGUCCCCUGGAUUCCUAAUUCAUUCUGUCUCCUUUUAAACAAAGUUAGAUUACUGGAGGGUAGGGGUUGGAAUGGGACACAGGAUUUAAGCAUAUACUUGAUGAUCUCAUGAGGAAGCCAUACUCUGAGAGGGCCAGAAGUUGGUGGGAGAGCUGAAUGUCACCCUCAGUGAUUCCUAGAAAUCCCAGCCCCAAAAUUUACACCCUUUCAAAGCUAAACUCAGGGGUCUGAGAUCAUGGAAAUGAAUCUCUUAUAUUGGGUAAAUGUUAGCUAAUCCUUCCUGUUAGAGGCAAACUACCCCAAUGGACCAGCUGGUACUCUCAACCUUCUCAGGAAGUAAAAAACAUUUAUUCCAAAGUUUCUUCAGGCAAAAAUCCAAGAUAACUAACAUAACUACCUGGGCUCCAUUCUUAUCCCCUUUCAGUGAGCAACCCUUGGCAUCGCCUCUGCCCGUAGAAAGAGUUCUCUUUGCACUAAUUCAGGGAUCCCAUCAUAGGACAUAAUUCAGAACAUACUUUUUGUCUAGCACCUUUCUCUGAGCUCCCCACAAUCCCCAAAACUUUCCCCCAUAGAAUCCUCUUUCAUGUUUGAGAUUCUCUGUUCUGAGGCAGAUAACUUCAGGGGCACAUGAGUAUUUGUUCUAUGGUCCAUAGGGAAACCUGCACACUUUCAGAAGUGGUAAGAAAGAACAAUAGUCUUAUAAUUCUUUCCAUCUCUGCCCCUUGGAGAACAUCACAUUGGAUGCCAUUAAUACCUAGAAGUCUCAUCCCCCAAAUUUUGUCCAAUGGUUUGGCAUCCAAGUGUUUUAUUGAGGGGAAGGUAUCUAUCUUAGCCACACGCUAAUCCUUUUCAAAACUGGACAGUGGUUAUCUUGAACAGAGAAGACCAGUUUUCACUUAAAAUCAGGACCCAUGCGGUGGGUAGAAAUUGUUUAGUUCCUCAGACAAACUGAGAAAGCAGCUAACCAGUCCUCUAACCUCACGGAUCUCAUUGAUUCUAUUCAUCCCUCUGUUUCCAUAAUCUUUUUCUGCAGUUAGCCCAAUAGUGGUAAAACAAAACAAAACAAAACAAAUACACACUGAAGAAUCUCCCGAAAGGACUGGGGAAGGAGCUUUGAAGAACUGGUUCCCCUUGGCAUAAGGCAUAAAAAAGGCUUGCCCCCUGCUUUGAAUGUUUUAAGGGCUGGAGGUAAAUAGAAAACUCAGCAGACCACCUUGGGUAUGUUCACAGGCUCAGAGGUCUGGGGAUUUGGAUUAGGCUGAAUCCUGCUGCUUCUCAGAUCCCCUCUAGAGAUCCAAAGAAAAGACUAAAUCAUCUUCUUCUCUUAGCUGUCCAUCUAUAAGGCUUCCUGAAAAAAGAAGGGGAAUUCGAAUUAUUUGGUUCAUCUUAGGUCUUGGGAGAAAUGUGCUAGAUCUGUCUGGAACUGCUCAUUAGGGCUUAUUGUGCCCAAGCCAGCUUGCCAAAUCUUGCCUGAGCUUGGCAUCUCUGGGCUGUCCUCAUUCAUUAUUGAAGAUGCCUGGCUUGGAGUACAGAAUAGAGUUAGCAACUUCUUUCCAUUCCAGGAAGGGUAUACUUGUCCAGCUCUUUACCCCGCCCUCUUAGCCCUCCUUCCACUGUUAUAUGAGGUUUCUUUUCUCCUUAGAUCACCCCAUGAUGCCAUUGGUCCUUUUUCAAAAAUGAGAGAUGAAUAGACAAUGGCACAAUAUUUGGAGUGAGGUUCCCUGAGCUCCCUAUUGCCAUGCUGCAGCUGAUGAAACCUAGUGUUAGGUCUACUUCCUACACAGUCCUGUUCAACCCCACCUCAUGACCAAUACCAUCACCAUAUAUGAUGUCUGCUUUCAAGUUUCCCUUAUAAAAUAAGAGGGAUCCUUGGAUUAUAUUCUUGGCCCCAGGCCCUGAAUCCUGCAAAAGCCAAACAAGCUGCUCAUUUUGGUCAGGGAGCUUCUGAGGGAGGGGGCAAGUGCUGUCCCCUGCCCCAGGGCUCCCCAGAAACCAACUGCAUGUAAAUUCCAUGGCAUCCAUAUAAAGGACAUUGUACUAUUGGCAAAGCAUGAGUGGUAGCUAUCCUGAUCAAUAAAACCCUUUUAUGAUUGCAAA
Messenger RNA from Gracilinanus agilis (Agile Gracile Mouse Opossum), 3704 nucleotides. RefSeq names its product fibromodulin (gene FMOD). The transcript is spliced from 3 exons. NCBI's taxonomy places the organism in Eukaryota, Metazoa, Chordata, Mammalia, Didelphimorphia, Didelphidae. Gene Ontology annotation, molecular function: protein binding. The record is from RefSeq and is a predicted model, not a curated record. The coding region runs from base 195 to 1319 and encodes 374 amino acids.